AUGAAUCAUAUUAUUCAACAACCAAAGACAACUCAAUAAACAAAAAAACCUUCUAAAGUAGUUGUGAAACACCCAGAAAUCUAACCAAACAAGCACCUUGAAGAAUUAAAAAAUAAAGCAUGGACUGCUGCAAUUCAGAAGGAAAUUGAUAAAUUCGAAUAGGCUAUUGUAUAUAAUUUAUUCAUAUCAUUAGCUUGAAGUAGAAGCUUUGUUCAAAGAAGCUUAGACAUCUUAAAAUUUAGUUAGUUUGGGAAAUGUAAAAUUNGGUAUAUUUCUUCACAUUAAUUGA
Paramecium pentaurelia is the source of this 289-nucleotide messenger RNA. NCBI's taxonomy places the organism in Eukaryota, Ciliophora, Oligohymenophorea, Peniculida, Parameciidae. The record is from the annotation of a GenBank genome assembly.